AUGUGCCAUGGAGCUCUGCUUGCAGCAGCGGUUGCGGCGAUCAAGCCCUCGAGGUUCACUCUGCCCAAGGCCGCUGCAAAGAUGCAGCGGGUGCGAUCGCUGGCCUCGGCACGCGAGAAGAAAAAUCAUCCGAAGGCCGCGCGGGCUUCGGCGAAGUUCGACUUCGCAGCGGUGUCCUGGUCUCCCGGCACGGCGCCGAUGGCGCACAGCCCAGACCCAGGUUCGGAGAGCACACCGAGCGGUGCCGAAAGCCCAGUGAGGAGAAAAAGAUUUCUUGUAUCAGAACAGGAAAUCUCCUUCUCGGUUGUUAUCGCUGGGCUUGCGAGGCAAGGGCGGCCGUAUGCCGCGGCAAAUUUCCUGGAGGCCAUGGUGACGAAUGGCCUGUCGCCAAAUGUGGUUGUCUUCAACGCUGUCAUUGCGGCGUUCGCUGGACAUGCGGAUGUGCCUGAAGCAGUGAAUUGGUUCCGAAAGAUGGAAGACCAGGGCUUGAAGCCAAACGUCAUGACACUUACCGCCGUCAUCGAUGCUUGUGCCAAGGCUGGUAAAGCAGAUGAGGCGGUGAGGUGGCUCCACGAAAUCGAGGAGAGGGGUUUGCAGCCCAACCGGGUAUCCUACAACGCCGUCAUCAACGCCUUCGCAAGGCGAGGUGACGUCUCUGGUGCCGUGAACUGGCUGGAGCGGAUGCAGCCUGCAGUGGAGCCCGACACGGUCUCGUACAACUCAGUGCUUCACAGCUGCGCCCUCUCCAAGGAUCCCAGUGCGGGUGAGGUGGCUGAGAGCAUCUUCAGGCGCAUGAGGUUGAACAACAUGUGGCCGACGUCCGCAACGCUGAAUGCUCUCGCACGCGCUGUUGGCACAGAUCGCAGGACCGUGCAGAAGCGGCACAGGCGACUUCUUUAUUCAUGGAUCAUGCAAAAUGUGUACAGGCUGGACCGGGGUGCUUUGGUCAUUGAUUCCAGGGCCAAACUCGACCUGCCAAGCAAAGGUCACUCGAAGCGGUGCCGCUUUGAAGCGUAUUGGACUGUGAAGGUAGUGCAGUGCAAAUCUCGAAUGCUAGACUUGUUCAUUGGCAAAGCUUACCUUUGUCUUGGAUUUGUGGCACUCUGA
Molecule: messenger RNA, 1107 nt
Organism: Symbiodinium necroappetens
Lineage: Eukaryota; Dinophyceae; Suessiales; Symbiodiniaceae
Source: the annotation of a GenBank genome assembly